Molecule: messenger RNA, 672 nt
Organism: Aspergillus clavatus NRRL 1
Lineage: Eukaryota; Fungi; Ascomycota; Eurotiomycetes; Eurotiales; Aspergillaceae
Exons: 1
Coding region: 1-672 (223 amino acids)
Source: RefSeq, a predicted model, not a curated record
AUGCAGGUCGACCGUAUCCCCACCAAGACCCGCCGCCUGUUCACGGAUCUUCCCCCAGAGAUCCGUGUUUUGGUCUACCGUUACCUCAUCCCCAACACUGACGCAGAGACGGCGCAUCGACUAGACCGGGAACCAUGCGCACCAGCCAUGCUGCGGACCAACUCCAUGAUUUAUCGGGAACUGCUGCAGGAGUGGUACAGCGCCAUUCCUUAUUCACUAUCCAUCGCCACCCCCGCCGACAUCUGUUUCACGCAUCAGCAAUUUUCUCCAGAUAAUCCACUCCCGUCCACGCUGCUGCAGGUGUCUACUCUCCAUUUGUACAUUAAUAUUGUCCGGAGCCCUCAGAGUAAAACCCCCAGGCUCCUAUCGGAAGGAGUGAAGGAGGAGUCAGACAAGUAUCGCGACCGAGUCGAGGCAGUCGCGCAGUUCCUUGCUCGCCCGGAUUGUAGGCUGAAACGUCUUCGGCUGGUGGCUAUCUUCAAUCGUCUAGCAUAUAACACAUUGCGGGGGAGUCCAGAGAACCUGCACAAGGCGCUGGAUUUCACCCUCUCGCCCCUGCGAGCGAGGAGGCUACCCCUGGGAUCACAGAUCUGGGGUAUAAUCAUCUGUUACACGUUCCCGGGGAGGAGGAGCGGCUGCGGCGCAUUGCAUCGGAUUACCUUCAGGGGUUAA